This is a messenger RNA of Porites evermanni, 15582 nucleotides long. NCBI's taxonomy places the organism in Eukaryota, Metazoa, Cnidaria, Anthozoa, Scleractinia, Poritidae. The record is from the annotation of a GenBank genome assembly.
CUUCAACAUGGCGGACGAAGCGAGAGGAAAGGAGUUUUAUCGAACACUGAGCAAAUUUUUAUCAGAUGAGGAGCUCAAAGAAGUGAAAUCACUUCUUCGAAAGGUAAAUUAAUCAACAUGUGUUGUGUUUAUCGGCGCUUAUGUCUCUCGACUUCAUUUCACAGCCAAGGUUACAUGUUUUUUAUCCGUACAUCCCCUCCCCCUCUUCCCUAAUUUAUAAAAUGACUUGAAAUCCGAACCCUCAAGUUUUUGUUUCGCCAUUCAUUUUGAAAAUCGAGAUCCGAAUGAUAAAUUUUGUGUGGGCAUCUUUGACAAUGGAAUGCCCCUGAACUUACUUACAUAGUCCACGUUACAACCAGUACAGCAGAUUGGUCCAUAUGGUAGACGUGGUCGACCAUAAAACUGCGCAUGCCAUUGGGUUUCCUCCAGAACUUCUAACAUCUAUUUAAUAUGUAUCACAGAAUGAUGUGGAGGAGAAGUUGGAUGUAAAAUACAGAGACUGGAUAAAAAAACAGGACUUUCGAACAAAGCCAUGUGAUGGUGAUCAAGAUGAAGAAUCUCAUUACAAGUUGAAAAUCGCUGCAUUUUUUGAGAAGUUAGUAGAGUUUGCUGAGCCAGUUAUUUUGGAUGAACACGGUGAGUUACCUGUUUUUCUCCAUCUUUCCUGGACAAUUUUUAAAGAAACUUUACUGGAAAUGCACAUUUAAAACUCAAUGUCAUUGAAAAAUUACACAACAAUAUCCUCUGUAUGUAGUCUUGUACAAGAGCAUAGAAAUGAUGUCAAAAUGUUCAAAUCCUGGGAGCCAAACCACUUGCAUGCAGCUUGUUUGGAACAAAAUGGCGUCAUUUCAUGGUCUAUUUAACAAAAUGAUAGAUUCUAUGUUGCCUUGCGCCUGUUCAGAAAUAUAUCCUAGAUGAUGUCAAAAUGUGUUAAAAACAAAGAAGUGGCACAUGAGCCACAGGCAUACAUUUACAGGGCUCUUUUUUUUUUUUUGGUGUCAGUGAUGUUUUUACCAAAUUUUGAUGGCUUCUGUGAUCUACUGAACAGACCCACGGCAACAUGGAAUCUAUUUGUUUUAUACAAUGAACAGAAAGGAAAAAAAAGACAAACUUGCCUUGCACCACUUGACUGUUCAAUGAUUUGUGCCAGUUUAACCAUUUCUCAAGUAAUAUAGGCUACUUUUCCUUUUUCUGCCACUUCUUUUCUUCUUUGUCUUACUUGUGUUCAGUUUCUCCGAAAAGUUUUUCAAUGCCUGAGGGGGUGGGGGGGAUUACUUGUCUUUAGGAAUUUUUGGGUGGGGAUAUGCCACUGGGACCCGGGAACCCUUAGCCUAUACCAGAGCUAGUUCAGUUGAAGCAACUCUAUACUAGACUAAACUCCCCAAAUCCCGCCCCCCCCAUCCAGGGUACGUCGAAACCUAUGUCCAAUUGUCUGGGACAGGUAGAAAUUUAGUUUGGACAUGUCAACCUUUAGCAUGAAUUGUCCGUGAGACGAGCACAUUUUUAAUUAGAAAAAAUAAAGAAACAGUUGAAAAUUGUCAUCAAAUUAUGGUAGAAUUAAUAUUCAUCUUAAAAGUCACAAAAGCAAACCUCAUACUUGGCAACAUAAGUUUACAUAUUCCUUUUAACUUUGCUAUUCCACAGUCAUUUCAUUUGUUUACCAGCUCCAUUUUAGUUCUAAGUCAAAAACAAUUUACAAGGGUAAUAGUGCGAUUCAAAGUGUUAAAUGCCUGAUUGUUUUUGAGUUUCGAGUUUUGAACUAAACUUUUUGGACAAGAACUCUUGGGUUUCGGACAACCAAAUUUAAUACAUGUUUAGUGCUUGUCUGAAGGACAAGUGGAUGGGAAACUUUUUCUCUUACCCUGCUAUCCUAGAGUAGUUGUUUUCCGGAAAGUACUGAGGACAGUUAGCACAGUCCAGCCAAAACAAAACUGAUUUGAUUUUGUUUAUAUUUUUGAGUGGCAAUUCCCGGUUUCCCUAGUCUAGACUGAAAAUUAUCUUUAACCAAUUGAUCAGUUUCCUGGAAAAGGAUACCCUGUUCUAGACCCAGACUCUCUGAUUUACAUACCCUAUCCCAGACUAAACUGCUUGAAAACCAUACCCUUCAAAGCGGCACAUACCUAUAUAGCCCAUAUAUGGUAGUACCCCCCUCCCCUGGGUCUGUACUCUAAUAGAUCACGGGCAACGACCAAUCACAGUGCACGUUGCGUAAUUUACAUCAUUGUUUAAAAGAGUAUAGAGCAUGGAAUAUUUUUUGUUGAUUGUCCUCUAAGACUGAAUGCUUUAUCUUUUCAAGUGCUCCCAAUAUUAAUUUAUCAAUACAUUUGGAGUCAGCAGAUUUACUAUUUUAACAGGCUGUUAAUUUGUCAGUAAAAAUUGUGCCUGCAAUGCAUUCAAGGUGUCACUCAAUUGUUAACUGCCAGCCUUUUUAUCCUGCAUCAUUUAUCAGUCUGUCAUGUCAUUUGGAAACAGCUUGCUUUAUCAGUUGUGAAAUUUCUUUGUUUGUUUACGGCAGCAAACCGGGAAGGCAUUUUGCUUGCAACUUACACGAGUUUGGCGUCGCUCGCUCCGAGGAACUGGAGGUGAAUCAGUGAAUAGUGCAGGAUAUUCACUGAUUGAGUAGCCAAUCAGUGCGCCCGAAAAACACUAUCCACUGUUUUAGUAUAUACUAAUUUAGGAUAUUCAAUUAGACAUUGAGAACAAAAAUGUGUGUGCCAUUUCAGGAUGGGAUAAAGAAGAAAUGAUGAAGUAUCAUGCACAAGCUUUUACCGUCAUGAAAAUUUGUCAAUUGUUGUGCACUGUGUUCAAGGAUGCUGAACAAAUGGAGCCACAGAGUAGAUUAACUCAGGUACCACCAUGUUUCAAUAAUUGUACAACUACAUGAGAAAUUUCUGAUUUGAUUGGCUGAUUUGAUUGGCUUUGAGCAGUAGUAUUUCAGCUUGAGUAUUGAAUAGUUUUUCAAUUUGAAGUACGUGUGAAAAUUACAAAACCUUUGCGGGUAGUAGUAUAAACAAAUAAUAGCAUGAUUUGUACAUGAUAUUUGACAUAAAUACCACUCGUGAUAUUUCAAAAUUGUCUCAAAUUUCACUCACCUAACAGCUCGUGAAAAUUAAUUACAAAUAACAAUAAUAUCUUAAGACAUCAACCGUGGUUAAUUUAUGCCAAAUAUCACUACAAAUCAUGCUAUUACGCAUACUUAUUACUACUAUCAUAUUAUUAUGUAGGAUGCAAAGACAGCAGCUGCUGCUGUCAUCUUAAGGCUUAUUGGUUUAAAUGUUCAAGCCCAAGUGAGCCAUGUCCAGCCCAGACCAUGACAACCAGAGUUUCUUUUAAUAUUUCUUACUUAGUUCCACACUUCUCAGAGGUGUGGAAGUGUGGAAAGGUGUGACAAGGUCAGGUUAAAGUUGCACUUUUUGCCCUUGUCAUUCUUUACUUACAUGUACUUGUUGUUCCGCACUUCUCAGAGGUGUGGACAUAUGGAAUAGUCUGACAGUCUGGAUAUUGUCACACUCUUUCCCUUGGUAAUGAACCUGUCAUCAUUCCUGCUUUACUUAGUUCCACACUUCUCAGAUGUUUAGAGCUGUGGAUGAAUAGUCUGACAAAUUAAGGAUAAAGUCGCACUUUUUCUCCAGUCAUUAACCUCUUGUCAUUCUUUACUCACUUAGUUCCACACUUCCUUGAGGUCUGAAGGUGUGGAAUAGUCUGACAAAUUAAGGAUAUAGUCGCACUUUUCUCCAGUCAUGAACUCGUUAUCAUUCUUUACAAUGUACUCUGUUCUGCACUUCUCUUGAGGCAUGGAAGUGGGGAAUAAACUGAGAAGUUAGGAGCUAACUUAAGAAUGGCAAGGGGUUCAUGACUGGGGGAAAUGUGAGGCAAUAUCCUGACUUUCUCAAACUAUUCAACACUUUCACACUUCCACAGCUUUGAGAAGUGAGGAACUAAGUAAAGAAUGACAAAGGGCUAGUUACUGGGUAAAAAAGUAUUUGUGGCCAAAGUAAUUUACAAUUGAAGGAUUUCCAAACUAAUUUUUAGCUUGAGAUGCGUAUACAUGUAAUUCCAUUUUUGAAAGUGAAGUGCAGGUCCAAAUGAAAAUUUGGCACACUCAGUACUUCAGCUUUGUGAAGUAAGUUUAGAAUGUGUUUCUGUUUUUUUUUAGUGUUUGUGAUACUGGUUAAUGAUGUUUUUAUGAUCUUUUUGUCCAAUAAUAUCUCUUUUACGUUUACAUGUAGCUUCCAUAAACCAGUCAGUUUUAAGACAAAAAUCAAGGGGCUGCAAUUUUCUCUGUGCAGCAGUGGAUACAGAAGGCAGAUCCGACCCCCUUUGAAUGCACCUAUCAGACUAGAAAAGUUCUAAAUAUUUUUAAUUUUACUUUAAAAAUAGAAUUUUGUCUGCAGUAUUUCAUAUAAGGAUGUGGUUAAUUCUAGAAAAUUACCUAUGUGUAAUGGCCAGGAAGGAUGGAAAUAAUCUAUAAUGAGCUGGGAUAGAGUUUGAACAAUCAAGCUCGACUUUGUACCCUCCAAUAGAUAAUGAUUCUUGCAUGUGAUGGAGUAUUACAUAAUUCAGCUCCUUCUGAUCAGCUGUUUGCUUUUAAAAGGUGUGUUUACUCCACAGACUGACAAGAAGUAUGUCUUGAGAAAAUCAGCCUGUUGUUUGGUUGCAUUAUGUGCAGCAAAUGUAGAAGAGCAUCCCUGGACAGAUGAACAAUCAAAAACAACCGCUCAUGGUCAGUAUCUUAAAAAUAGAUUUAAAAGCAUAUAUAAUAGGGCUUCCAAAUCCCGCUUCCCGCCACUAUUUCUUCUUUCUUCCCGCCAUCCCAUUUGCUUCGCAUGUGUCAUCCUGCUCUCGCUACCAAAAUUCUUUUCUUUCGCGACAGACCCAUUUUUUUCCGGUUGGACACGAUUUUUGCGGGUUAGGGUUAGCACUACAAUUUGGUCUUUUCUCACAAUAAAACUGCGGCAGUCAGUUUAGUUUGUUAAAUGUUUCCUCUUUUGGGUAAGUUUUGGUCAAUCAAACAACAGUUUUCUUUAGCAGAGAACAGCGCAAGGACCAUGACAAAGGCCCUCAGUCACACCAAACAAGAAUUCACAAACAGUUAUGCCUGGAAUCAGUAUCUAUGCCCAGGUUUAUUCAGAUAUCCUUAGAUAAGACUUUCCAACCCCAGGAAGUUGUUCGUUUUAGCACCUCUUUUAUUUUAUAACCGUUUUUGAGUAUAUUCUCUAGAGUACAUUGCAACACUGUGCUGACCUGGCACUUGUGAUGAACAUAAACAUGCUGAUUGUCCUCCACAUUAAGGGUCAUACAACUCAUGCAUGAAAUUCGUGUUGUCGCAGGGAAACAUUUUGAUGAUGUUUCAAGCCCCAUCUUAGUAGCUGUACCGAGUUCACUGUUUAAGUGGCAACACUUCCAUGAGGACCAUCAAAGUCUGUGGCAACACGCAUUCCAUAUUAAUUUUGUCAUGUUUCUGAGGAAUGAUACAUUCAUAUUAAGACAGAAUACAUUAGGAAAUUGAGUGAUUUUAAUUCUUAGUGGACAGAAACCUUGUACCAGAAUAAUUUAGACAAUAUUGCAUGCUUUUUUACAUUUUUCAAGGGCUAUAGAUGUAAUAAGUUAUUUGUAAUAACACCAAAGAAAACUUCUUAUAAGAGCCCGAGAAAAUAAAUGUCAAAUUUCACAAAUGACAUCUUACACGUGAAUUUUUCAGAAUUUUGCCUGUGUUUUCAUACCCUGGGUACCAGAGGUUUUUCUCGCGUACGGUGGGAAUUUUCGUUGUUGGCCGUAGGCCGAAGCUACGAGCAGCGAAGCCGCGAGAAAAAUCACUAUAAAGACUUGAAAGAAACCGCAAACCGCGCUAGAAAAGUCUCAGGCACCCAGGGUAGUGUUUUCACAAUUCUUGUGAAAUGGGGUGUAUUCAUUUGAUUACAGUGUAACAGGAGUACAGGAGACUGGUGUAUGCUGUACAACGCUUUUUUUGAUAUGUUUUUAUUUCAGAAUUACUGGCUCUUAUUUGCUCCUAUUGUCACUGCUCAUCUAUUUCUGAUCUCCUCUGUGGCUGCCUUGAGGUGAAUCUAAGUGAAAAUUCUUCCAAGGAUAAUUCAGAAGACAGUCGACAGACGUUUAAUACACUGUUUCCAUCAGGACUGUUCAAACAUAUUCUAGAUUAUCUUAAACCUUCUCUCCUCAAAGACACAUGGAAAAGAUCUCCACUGGCUCGUCAUGUCUUGGUGUGGUGUACUCUAGGCUUGAAGGUAUGAGGAAAUUAACAAACACAAAGCUUAAAUGUAAAAACACUUUAAUUAAUAAUAAAUAGAUGUAAAACUGUAAAAGGUUUGAACCCAGGAGUCAUUUCAUAAGUAGGUUUAGUAUGAUCGUNUUCCAAGGAUAAUUCAGAAGACAGUCGACAGACGUUUAAUACACUGUUUCCAUCAGGACUGUUCAAACAUAUUCUAGAUUAUCUUAAACCUUCUCUCCUCAAAGACACAUGGAAAAGAUCUCCACUGGCUCGUCAUGUCUUGGUGUGGUGUACUCUAGGCUUGAAGGUAUGAGGAAAUUAACAAACACAAAGCUUAAAUGUAAAAACACUUUAAUUAAUAAUAAAUAGAUGUAAAACUGUAAAAGGUUUGAACCCAGGAGUCAUUUCAUAAGUAGGUUUAGUAUGAUCGUCGGAGUGAGCGUAGUCCUGAGUGGCUGAAUAGGACUGUAGUUGUUGACAGUGACUGACGUUUCGACAACCUGUGCGGUAGUCAUCUUUUGAGUCAAAGUGAAUUGUAUCACUUCCGUUGAUGGUAUUAAACUCUGGUUAUUGACCUGAUUGGUCAAUUAAGUCGCCAUGUUAUUGGUCGUCUGUCUGUUAAGCCGUGAUGUUAUUGGUUAUGAAGACUCGUAAUGUCAUUGGUGCGUUUUGAUGCGUCUAUUGUCAGAGUUAAACAGUCGUUUAUUGUUAGUCAAAUUGUCAGCGAUGUCCAGUCGUCCUCUCGCGUCUUAUCUAAGUACAGCCGUGAACACCUGUUCUUAGAUAAGACGUAUCUUACCUAAGACGAGCUAAGACGUGAAAAGCUUUGCAAUGAAUGACCUUCCUGUCUUAUUUACAUGUAAGAUGCGAACGCAUCGUACGCAUGCAUUAAUGUUUGGAGGGAUUUACCAAUAACUAUUUUCUACAUUAAGACAUGCUCAUAUAAAUGUGACAGUUUGCAUGUUAUUUAGGAUGCGUCUUGUGUAAAACGCGUCUUAUUUUUCCUCGUGUAAAUGACACUAUUGUGUCUCAUACAAAUGGCUCAUCACCUUUUGCCAAUCUUUGCUUGGUAAUCAUAAUUGCUGCGCACUUGUAAAAGUCUCUCCCUCACUGUGAGACAGAGCAUGUACAGCUGUAACUGGGGUCAACAUGUCCUAUACUUUUUUCAGACAUUGUCAUUGUGGGUGCUUUGAUGUCAUACUUGAAUUGAAAAGCACUUUUGAAGAGAUAGGUCUCAUGGCAUGGCACAAACACGUGCCCUUUGACACGAUCAUUUGAACUGAAACAUCUGAGAUAAGAUCUUAAAUCACAGCCAAUCCCAUGUCACCAGAUUAUAACAGACCCGGCUAGGGCUUUAAUCCACUAGCUAUGGCUCGCCGGAGUGGUGCUCUUCCAACCAAGCUAACUGGGUGAUGUGUAAUGUACAUAAUAUGUUUUGAAGUUUACCCUUAUAUGGGACAGAGAAGAUUACUUUCUGUGAGAGAAUUCUUAAACUUUUUCUUCCCAAACCAAGUGAAAGUUUUUUAUUUUAUUUUUAUUUCUAGAUGCAUGUCUGACAUGCCUUUAUCAGUGACCGGGAAAGAAAAUAGUGCGUUUUAGAUAACAUUCAUUUUUGUUGUUUGACAGCAUCCUUUUGUUGGUGAUCAUUUCCCUAAACUGAUGUCCCCACUCUUGCUGUUUAUAGAUGAUUAUGAGGUACAAGACUUCCAUGAUUUGAAUUUUUUCCCAUCGUACAACAUGCACCAAUAGACGAACACAAUCCAUUCACCCAACCAAGGGUCGAUUUGAUAAAACCUUUACAAAAAGUAUAAUUUACAAGUGUAGCUUUUGUUUUUAGGCUCUAAGGUAAUGGCUACACGUGUAAAAUACACUUUUUAAGGUUAUCCCCAAAUGAUGACAUUUAAGUGUCAGAAAUCAAUUGAUUAAUAAUUAUUUUAUAUGUUUUAUCAGGCGUAAAGGAGCUAUGUCACGGAAGUCUAGUUCACCUUGUUGACAAUGCCAACAACGUGUCCUUGUUCUCUAUGGACUUAAGAAAUUACUAGUGAAUGACAAAACCACAGUUUCCUGUCAAACAAAUAUGUCUCCCACGCAUUAUAUCAAACGUUAAAAACAACAAAAAUGAAAUUUGUGAAACUGUUUGGCUGACAAGUUUUGAAAAACCUCAAAUGCAAUCCGUUCCAGUCUUUUCAAGUUUGUCCAUCCUUGUGUUCUCUUGUUAUUUGUACCUUCCUAGUUUCGAGCUGUUAUUUAGUUUAUUUUUAUGUUUCACUCAAUUUGGUGGCAACUCCCACUGUUUGAAUUUUGAUAAAUUUCGUGACACAGCUUUAGAGAGUUGGUAGUUACAUGGUAAUAAGAAGCUUUUGCGUUUUCAAUUUUAAUGUCCUUUUUUCCUUUCACAAACAGGUAGAAAACAAAGUCUUGGGUUUAAAAUGUUUGAAGCACGCCGUUGAUAACAUGGUAUGUAGAUCGUUUAUAAGUGACUGAAAAAAUAAAACCUCUUUUGGAUCAGAUUAUAUCAGAAACUAUUCUUACGUUAAUUUCGAUUGUAGAAUUCAGCAGAACUGCAGUGGUACGGAAGGGCUGAUGUUCUUUUUGAGGUAAACUGACGCACUAGAAUUUUUUUAGAAAUCAGUUAGUAUGCUGCAGUUAUAUUUUUGAAGUGCAGUAGUCACUUACUCGAAAAUCAGUUCUAUUUCUAUAUUGUAUGCAGACUCCUAAAGGGGGGUAUUCCCUCUAACGACCUAUAGGGGGACAGUGGUACCUUUUUCAGCUUCAGGUAUAUGAAAAGGUUGGGAAUUCACGAGUUGUAGUAUAUGAAAGGGCAGGAAAAGGGCCAUUAAUUGAUAAAAUGUUUCGAAAAGACUCGCGUUAUGGCUAUAUCUUUUCUGAAAUAGUAUUGAAUAGUAUUGUGUGGAUAGAAAGAAGAGAGAUGGAUCGGAUUUGCGAAUUUUGAGGGAUAGAAUGGUGAAAACGAUAACGUCCUUGCAGGCGUUUGCUUUCCUCCUCGCGCUUCUUAUUUUAUCCUUCCCCUUCUUCCUCAAACGUGUGCCACAACUGCACGUAAGAUGUUAACAUGAAAGCAUUCACACCAACAUUGACGCAGGGCCAGUGUCGGUAGAGUGCACUUUUUUAAAGCUAGUGCCUAAACAGACAACCAACUUAAAGCAUACUUUCUGCCGUACACAGAAACUAAUUUAGAUUUAGUAAAAUUACAUGCUAACUAAAAUUUGUAUAGGUAAUAGCAUGAUUUGUAGUGAUAUUUCGAAAUUGUUAUAUGUAAUUUCACGAGCCGUUAGGCGAGUGAAAUUUGAGACAAUUUUGAAAUAUCACGAGUGGUAUUUAUGCCAAAAUUCACGUACAAAUCAUACUAUUAUUUGUUUAUACUACUACCCGCAAAAUUUUUGUAAUUUUCACAUAUAGGUAUUUCAAAAUAAACUGAAAUACCCCAGCUCUAAGCCAAUCAAACUGCAGAAAUUUCUCGUGUAGUAGUAUAAACGUAUAAAAACAACUUACCGCUAAGAAUAAACUCGGGGACAGUUAGUAUUCCUUCACAGAAAAAUGUUCUACCAGUUACUUUUUAACUGUAGAGCAUUUAAAGACCGUUCUAUAAAUUGAGACGGCCUUAAGUAUUGUUAUCGCAUUUUACUAGGCCACUCAGCGUCACCUGUACACUAGCGAGGCUUGCCUGGUUCGAGUUCUUCACCCUUGCUUAUUAAGCAUCCUCAAGGUGCUGGAAGCACCUCCAACGAAACCCAGGUUUGGAAGAAAAGUAGGUUGGAUUAAUUUUAAUGUUACUACUAUUAUUACCAAUAACACUGCCAUUAUUUGGGUGGUUAAUUUACAUGAAAUAAGAAAUAAGCUAAUGGGUAAUGUAGCUUGUUUACUUCAAAAAUCUGUGGGCUCAGCCUCGUAUCUAUGACUUAAAGUACGGAGGCUGCCCGUGAUAAUUUACCCUCCCCUGUUCAGAUUGUACUGGGGUUUCCUUCUGCUAGGAGAGUCAGUACUACCCACGAAUUUUCACCGUCUUAAAUCACUCAAGAGAGAUCAGAGAGUCGUUAACCGGCGAAGGUCAGUUGGCAGCUUCGUUACUUAGGCAAACGAUAAACGGCAAAUUUAAGAUGAGAAUUUCUUAAAAAAGAAAUUAAGCUGAUAAAAACAGUCGAAAACAGGGUUUACCUAGGAGUAAAAACCUGUGGAGUUUUCUUUGUUUUCUAGCUAUUUUUUCCUUGGCUCUAUUGUGUUGACUUCUCAGUGGCUGCUUUGUAUUCAUUGUUUUACGUCACUCGUGAGCUUCACUGGGGUUUUUACACCGAGGAUGAGCCAAAAUCAAUUUUUUUGGAUGAAAGUAAUGUGAAACUAAUAAUUUUGUUUGUCGAACUAAACAAACGUUAACGACAAGUAAAGGGAAAGCUUGGUCACAUGGUACAAAUUCUCGUUUGCCGCUUGCCGUAAACAUGAAUCGAACUCUAUGGCAUAACUGGGAGAUUCCUUGCUUAAAUUUCGCAUUCUGUGGGCCCGAAGUUACAAUGCUUUUUCAUUUUAAGCAUAUUAUUCUUAGGUAAUGUUUGCAGCUAAGGUCACAACGAACAAAAAUUUACAUCUUUAAUAACUUACUGGUCUCGACACUCAUUGUUUAAAUUAUAUUGCAAGCACUUUAUAUCAUUGCGCCAUUUUUAUGUCUCCUCACAGACAACCAAAUGCGAUUCAGUGUUUCAAAUAAUGCUGACAUCUAUGGAGUUUGAAAGCAAGAUAGCGAUGAGGCGGGUAAGCGAGACGCCUAUUUUAGGCAAAAUACUUUUCAUGCAGUCUUCGUGGUGGUAAUGGUCGCUCAAUCGAUCCUCAAUUUUUAGUCUACUCACCAUUUAAACAUUACGUCAAACUCGGACCAAUGUUGGAAAAACUACGUAUUGAAAGCUCUAGCUAUUUUACUAAGGAAUUAAUUUUCUUAUCAUCGACCUUCGUGUACAAUGAUAUUNUUAUUUUUUGGGGUGCGCGCGGGCGUGUCAUUUUUUUUUUUCUUUUUUUGUUUAGGGUUUUCAAGUUCGUUUUUUUUUUGUUUUUCGGGGGGCCCUUUUUUUUCCCUCGCUUCCACCCCGGUGUUUCGACCGGCUACUGGAGGUUUUCAUAUGGUCAGGGGGGGAUCCAGACCUUUAGAUAAGGGGGGGGGGGGGGGGGGGGGCGGUCAUCCAGACCCUGAGAUAAGGGGGUGCCCGGUCUCAAAAAAACUUUUUCCGGCCCUUAGGACCCUAAGUUUGGUCUAAAAAUAAGGCCUUCCCUGGAUCCGACACUGCAGGUGAUGGUAUCGCUUUACCGAGCUAGACCUAUUAGUAGCACCCCGUUUUCUCGGAUUGGUACAUGAGGAACUUCACUCAUGCUUGGUGGGUUUCGAUUCCAAAGCGUUGUUGCAGGCCGUUCGGACAGCGAAAAGAUAUCCGGUAUAGUAUGAUCACCUAUCCGAUAUGUGAACUCUCCACUUUAGAGAUCAAUCGGCGCGGUGUUUCGCUCCGUCACAGAAAUCGCGCCGAAAAUAACCGUUCCUAUGUGUGAACAGUAGCCCUAUCCGAUAUGGUUUUCGUGCAUGCGCAAAAGCUACCUGGUAUAGUGAGAACCUAGUUUUAGUGUCGUACUUACACAAGGAUUGAUCUUUCUCACCCCAUAAAUUGAACUGUCAUCAAUGGCUCCCAGGCAUAUUUCUCAAACUGUACGAGAGCCUUAUUACAUUUACGACUAAUCAAGUGGAAAGGUUUGACUAAUCUGCUGCUUCUGCUCCUUUGUUUCCACCAGGCGUGUGCAAGUCAAUUGAGAGGUUAUAUUGAGCACAUGGGAAUAACCAUACUGCGUCACUUUAAGGUAGAGCUGUUUUUUAAUCAAUCAUUUGAGGGUUAUUAAGUCUUAAGGGGCCAAUAAAACCUAACGACACGCUUAACCACUAACAUGUGGCAUUAGAAUAAAGACUGACUGGACGAGUGCGUUAGCUGUUAUUUUAAAUAACGUGAAGAUUUAUGCAACUUUCUCCAGGCUCAAACAGGUUAAGGGUUUGAUUUAGAAUGGUUACGCUAUCAAAAAUUCCAAUUUGAAAUCUGAGUUAAAGGAAAAUUUGAUAAAGGCCUAAAGCGGAAUAAUGCGUGUGACAUCUCCAUAACUUGCAACUUGACGCGACGCCAUUAUGCUGCAAUUUGCAUCCACCCUACUUGCUUUAGAGUUUUUAAUGUUACCAAAAGUACAUGUCGCCUCCAGUUUUCCCUUAAUAGUAGGGCUAAACAAUCAAAACUGUUAAAAAUCUGUCUGGCAAGUGGAAAGAAGAAAACAUUUCGGGUAAAAAUACAGACAGAUUUGCCGUUAUAAGUGCUGCGUGAGAAAACGUAACGCGAAGCAGUUGACAGAUAUUUGUUACGAACCUAUUCGUGUUAGAGUGGAGAGAAAGGUUAGACGUAAAAGAAUAAUGCUUUUACGAACGUAGAUGUAAUAGUUGUUUCUUUUCGUUUCUUUUUUUUAGCGACUUUUAAGAGUUAUCGUAUCGUACUUGGAAGUAAGCGAUUAUCCCGACGAAGAAGCCAGGCUAGCCAUUUUAGACGCUUUAAACACCGCAAUACUUUACGCAUGGCCAAGGUAUGACGUUUGACAUCUUUACCUUUUCACUCACAAUUCGCCACUUUAAACAACGGCAAGGAAACUGGGCCGAGUUUACUUUCGCAAAGACUUCUGGGACUGAUACUAGGCCAUACUGAGCUUAAGCAAAGGAAAGCAAAGGCGUUUUUGGGCGACGCACCUCAACCGGAAGUCAGACGUUUUCUCUCUAACAUGCUUUGGCGCUGCCAAGUUUGAAAUGCCGAGUGUGAUUCUCUCAUACAGACGAUUUGUUUAAAAUUUUGGGCAAAACCACUGCCGAAUUGGCUCUGAUUCAAUAGCCCAUUCGGCCUUCGGCCUCAUGGGCUAUUGACUCUGAGGCCAUGAGGGCGAGAGGAAUAAUUGUUUUAGUAAAAUCCUACUAGUUGGUCAAAAAUAUCGAAAAUUAAAAAAAAUUUAGCUAGUUAAAGCAAGACUUUAAUCCUUUUUUGCCGCCGAAGAGCCGGCGCUUUUCGAGCCUAGUAGUAGCUCAACCAACCAGAGCGCAGCAUUGAUAAUAGACCACUAGUUGGAUUUUACUAAUGAAAUAUAUACGUAUGCCGUGUUGCCCAACAUAAGCCUCAAAUCAACAAUGAAUUAAAUUGACUGGUCCAAUGAUUUCUGUUUAGGUAUGUUUUCUUGUCGGACAUUAAUGAUUUAGAUUUACGAUACAUUUCCGGACGUUUACAACAAAUUGAACUGUAAACUUUUGUUUUACUAAGUUUUGUAUUUUGUUUUUGACACAAUUUAUUAGUAAAGGGCAUUUUCGUGUCUUACAACGCAUGGUUACUGAAACGUGCACGCAAUUGCAAACUUGGCUGAGUACUAAGGUGCUGUUUUCUUUGUAGGAUUCCUCAACACAGCUCCAUGAUCCUGAAAUCGCUUCUUAAGUUACUUGUUGAUGCGACAGAUUCAACUCCUUAUUUAACAACCCAAGGUUAGCUUAUUACUUUAUACGCUGUUUAUUUACCAGGACAUCUACCAAGAAGGGAAGGUGGAAAAUUUUGGUUGUAUACUUUCAUUUUCUCCUGUGCAGCUUAUUUUGGUUGAAUGAUCUGAUUUAUUAUUCACGAACAGACCUUUCCACGGUUUUUUUAGCUUCUCAAAGUUCGAGAAAUUUUACAGACGUUUGUAUUGGUGGGUCAGAAUAUUAAGUAAACGUUUUUGAAAUACUGAAAAAACUGAUCAAUACGUUGUUUGAAUGUAAUGAAUUCUGAUCAUUUGCAAAUCGUCAUUUUAAAUUUGGGCAUCGUUUCGCCAAUAGCUAUGAAUCAUGGCGACUUCGCCGAUUUUUGCCCAGUAUACGAUUAGACGUAGGAGAAGCAUCGAGGACCACUGCAAGUUACGCCGCGUUUUUAUCUUACUUUUUAGGGCGAAACGCAGGCAAAAAGUUUUAAUGUACAAGUAAAAGCUCUGUUUUAUUUUAACGACAGUCAACUCUCUCAUAGCGACCACUUUGAAAAUAACCGUUUUGUUUCUCAGUCAAAUACUGUUUCAAAACGUUCUCGUGAGAAGCCGUUAAAUAAAUUUCUUAAUGACCGCGACCACUUUUUAAAGCAAAAAAUUGGCGUAUUCUUUUGUUUUCUGUUUCCCGUAACCGACCAGCCGGCAUGAUCACGUAUGAUUCAAAGAAAACCACUGUUCGAAUGUUACAAAAGUUCAGUUUUUAAGAGCGUUGACCAAGCAUGGAAAAAGAUUAUAGCAUUUGACUGACAAAAAAAGAUGGUUGUAAUACGAUCUGUAGGUAAAAAGGUGUAUUGUGACAUUGAUGCAAAAUGUUAUGUACAAAGUUUCAACAGUUCCAAGCGCUCUUCGAUGUGAAACAUUAUUGCCAGUUGCUUGUUUGUUCAAGGUUUUGCUUGUUAGGUAAUAACUUUAUGUAAUCACAUUAUAAAUCAGUUAAGUUUCAGCCUAUUUUCUUGAUUUUCCCGCAGGGGACCACCUCCUGUAAGCGACCACCUUGUCGUGGACCAAGGAUGGUCGCUUACCAGAGAGUCGACUGUAUAUCUUACCCUGCGCUCAGAUCCUUCUCCUGUAUGGCUUUUAGCGUUUAAGAAGACUAUUUGUUUAAUCACUUCCACCAUAUGGUGCGAACACACAGCAGAGCAAGGCUCCUUGCAGAUAACCUACCCAGCCCAGGAGAGGAUGGCCACACCACAGGGGUCUACGUCCCCUACUCUGUUCGAACAGUGGUGUGGGUUCUUUUACGUCCCGCAAGAACUAGAUAAGUGAAAGUGCUGUGGAACGGGACCUACGGUUUCCCGUCCUUAUCCGAGAAGACUAGAAAUUCUAAUAGUUUGCACAUGUCAUUGCAAAGGCAGCACUUUCCCCUCAGUUAUUUGAAGACCCUGAGUGUUGUUCCGGCCGGGGUUUGAACCUGCGACCUCCCGUUUAGCAGACUGGGACUCUCCCAAAGGAAACAGGAGACGUCUGCACGCAGGCAAACUAGGUGACGGUUGUUGUUCGGGUUGCAUGUCACAAAGUCGCGAAGGUGGUGUGAUAAACAAACCAACUACGGCGAGUGACAUGCGACGCAAAUGACUUCAUAAACGCUAGGGCUAUGCACGAGAGAAACCACUCAGUGCUUGCAAGGUAACUACAUCUGAACCCCCCAAGCUCGUUAAAAGUUCCAGAUGUUUAUUUGUCAGUGUAUUUUUCGACUUCCCAUUUUAGCUUAUCAGCAAUUGAAAGAAAAAACUGCGGAGUGCUUCCUUCUCCUUGUGAGGUGUUGUGGAAAACCAUUCAAG